Penicillium diatomitis is the source of this 1548-nucleotide messenger RNA. Its product is annotated as sugar porter family MFS transporter. Bases 1 to 1548 code for a protein of 515 amino acids. Gene Ontology annotation, molecular function: carbohydrate:proton symporter activity. The record is from RefSeq and is a predicted model, not a curated record. Gene Ontology annotation, cellular component: membrane. Gene Ontology annotation, biological process: carbohydrate transport; transmembrane transport. Lineage: Eukaryota; Fungi; Ascomycota; Eurotiomycetes; Eurotiales; Aspergillaceae. The transcript is spliced from 3 exons.
AUGGAGAAGGAAAGCUUCCUAAAGAACUCAAGGGUCUAUAUCCUCACCUCCGUGGCCUAUCUAGGCUCGUUGCUCUUUGGAUAUGACACUGGAGUGAUGGGAUCGGUCUUGGCCCUGGAUAGCUUCAAACGAGACUUUGGCCUUCCCCUCGGUAAAGGCGGAUUCGCCUCCGACAAAAAUGCUCAGGUAUCAUCCAACGUCGUCAGUCUUUUGACCGCAGGAUGUUUCUUCGGUGCCAUUGCAGCUGCUUAUAUCAAUGACCGUCUCGGUCGGAGAUACUCUCUGAUGAUCUUCACCGUGGUCUUUCUGGUGGGAGCCGCUAUUCAAGUCGGUGCUCACCACGAGAUCGGGAUGAUCUACGGUGGACGUGUGAUUGCCGGUCUGGGUAUUGGUGGUAUGUCGAGUAUCACUCCCGUUUUUGUCAGUGAAAACGCCCCUGCCAAGUACCGUGGUCGUAUUGCCGGCCUGUUCCAAGAGUUCCUCGUCAUUGGAAGUACCUUCGCCUACUGGCUGGGUUACGGGGUCGCCCUGCGUAUGCCCUCCAACACGAAACAAUGGCGCGUGCCAGUCUCGAUCCAGCUGAUUCCCGGUGGUCUCAUGUUGAUCGGUCUGGUAUUCCUCAAGGAAUCUGCCCGUUGGCUGAUGAAGCAAGACCGCCGGGAGGAGGCAAUUCGAUCCUUGGCUUACAUUCGAAAUGCGGCCCCGGACAGCGAGGAGGUUCAGGCCGAGAUUGCCGAAAUCCAUGCUGCCAUUGAAGAAGAGACUGCCAUGACUGAGGGGGUUACCUGGAAGGAAUGUCUGCAGAAGAGCAACCGAUACCGGUUCUUGGUCGCCUUCUGCCUCAUGUUCUGCCAGCAAUUCUCCGGAACCAACAGUAUUGGCUAUUACGCCCCGCAAAUCUUCCAGUCCAUCGGCAUCAGCAGCUCCAACUCCUCGCUGUUUGCAACCGGUAUCUAUGGAACGGUGAAGGUCGUGGCCACCGGCAUCUUCUUGAUUAUCGGUAUUGAUCGCUGGGGCCGUAAGAAUAGUCUGAUGGGAGGAGCCGCAUGGAUGGCUGCCAUGAUGUUUAUCAUCGGCGCCGUCUUGGCUACCCAUCCUCCUGACCCCAAGGCAACGGCGGUGUCUAAAGCAUCGACCGCCAUGGUUGCCAUGAUCUACCUUUACGUGAUUGGCUAUUCAUUCUCCUGGGGACCAACUCCCUGGGUGUAUCUUGGCGAGAUUUUCCCUACCCGACUUCGCUCCUACGGUGUCGGUCUCGGCGCUGCAACACAGUGGCUGUUCAACUUUGUGAUUACCGAAAUCACCCCCCGUGCCAUCAACAGCAUCGGCUGGAAGACCUUCAUCAUGUUCGGUGUCUUCUGCACUGCCAACGGAGUGUUCGUCACAAUCUUCUUGAAGGAAACUAAGGGCAAGACCUUGGAGGAGAUGGACCUGAUCUUUGGCUCUAUCACGGAGGAGCAGCGACGCGCUGAUGUGGAGCAUACCUUGCAUAAAAACGAUGUUCACCACCUGGAGCAUGAAGAACAGGUUCCGGGAUCGCGUGUUUGA